This is a messenger RNA of Bombus huntii, 6863 nucleotides long. Its product is annotated as insulin-like growth factor-binding protein complex acid labile subunit. Gene Ontology annotation, molecular function: protein binding. Lineage: Eukaryota; Metazoa; Arthropoda; Insecta; Hymenoptera; Apidae. The record is from RefSeq and is a predicted model, not a curated record. Bases 1023 to 2054 code for a protein of 343 amino acids. The transcript has a single exon.
CUAAAGUCUGAAUUUUGACUCACCUUGCUCGUGGAACGUUUCAAUUUACGCGAAACCAUUCGAACGAUCAGUGAUUUUCUUAAUUGCACCACUGUCCGUGUCUUCAACCUAACAGUCACGUAGACCUUCCACCGCGUAACUAUUCGACUGAAGGACCAACGACACAUUGAUGGACCACUCGGCCCAUUGAAGUUUCCAGACCCUUUUGGGGUUAGGUUGAGGUUAGGUUGAGGUUAGGUCUAUGCUGUCGGCACUUAGACUUUCUCGCAACAUUGUUUAUGGUUCAGCAGAUAUUCCUUAGGCAAUCUGUCCACGAUACUACAUCAAAUUAGGUGUUACUUUCACUACUAAGAAGUUAAUCUUUAGAAUCUGAUCUGUAUUCGCUUGCAAUUCAGCAAUUGAUCGUCGACCGUUAAGGAUUCAAGAGGAUUUGUCUCUGUUUCUGAGGAUGAUAUAGGAUUUCACCUCGUCUUCUAAUAUUUACACCAUUUUCCCUCGUGCAAUCAGUCUUCCACCGCUUGACACCUAUUUACAGUAUCUUGCUACACAAUCAGCCUGCAACAGUGCUUAUCGCUUGCUAUUCAGAUUAUUCAACCGUACGCUCCCCGUUCAUAUUCUCAUACAGCUUCUGAGGCAGUCGUGGAUGGCAGAAAAAUCAAACGGUCACGAUAUUACACGCGAUUCCCAACAAUUCGUCAACUGCAGUGUGGAAAAGAAUUUUAUUGGAAAACAAGCGAUAACGUAGCGUGGAAGAAACGAUGCGUGGUGGCAAGAUGCUCGGAAGUGGGACGAAAUCGUAACGUUGAUAAGGUAUUGGAUGCGUAAAUAAGGUUGAAAGUCAGAUUUUCGCGAGAAGCGUGUCCCUUCUCGUCAGAUAAUCGUGUCAGAGGUCGUGGCCCCUAUCUAAUCGAGGCUCUGCAAACGUUAUGCACCGAACAACGUAUACGAGAGCUGAGAACGGAUGGUCAGUCACGAUCCGAUCGUUAAUAACUUAACCUGGUGCGUGAAAACUCGAUCUGAAAAUGCUGAAAUCGUAUCUGUCCGUUCUAUCGAUCGUUUUACUAUUUUCCACGAUCGUUCGAUCGCAGGAACAACAAACCUGCAGGCAGAUAAAAGGGUACAAGGUGUGCGACAAAAAGGGAACCCUGGUGGACGUCAGCCAACAAGAAUUCGAGGAAACGUUAGAGAUUCACGACUUGAACCUGCUGGCUAUUCGAGAAAACACCUUCAAGAAUCUAACGACCACGAAGCUGAGCUUCGGUCUGGGUAACAAAAUCUCCGCGGUGAAAAAGAAGUCGUUCAAAGGAUUGGAGAAACUGGAACGGCUGGACCUAGACAGCAACGUUAUAUCUCUGUCACCGAAUCUGUUCUCAGAACUGAAGCAAUUGCAUUCGCUAUCUCUGAUCUUCAAUAAGAUCAGCGAGAUACCCAAAGACACUUUCGCUGAUCUGUCCAACUUGAUGUGGCUGUACUUGGGACACAACGACAUCGAAUCGGUGAACAAGGACUCGUUCUCAGGAUUAUCUUCGUCGCUGACGUUCCUCUGGUUAAACGACAAUAAAAUCACCAGCAUAGAGACUGGAGCGUUCAGUCAGAUGCCAGAAUUGACCCGUCUUCACUUGGAGAACAAUAAACUAACCUCAAUUCAGCCAGGGGUGCUGCGAGGAUUGCACAAGUUGGACGGUCUCUUUCUCGAAGAGAAUGAAUUGACCAGCGUGUCCAAGAACGAUUUCAAAGGACUGAUUGGUUUAAGGAUUUUGAACCUGCAUCACAAUCAGAUAGCAAGUAUCGAGUCAGGAGCAUUCUCAGAUCUCAGUCAGUUGGAACAAUUGGACCUGAGGAAGAACCAACUGACCCGAGUUGACUCCGGAGUGUUCAAUGGACUGUCCAACUUGAAAAGGUUGGAUCUCUCUGAUAACAAGAUCGCUGUAGUGCAAUCUGGUGCGUUUGCAGGCCUUUCAGCGCUGAAAACCUUAAUCUUGGCGAACAAUAAAUUAACUGACGUAGAUAGAAAGGACUUUGGACUGACCAGUUUGACUAUUCUGUAUACGUAAGGCGAGGCUAUUCUCUGCUAUACGGAGUGUUGUACACAGUUUGCAGAAUGUAGAGAUCGGUGUAAUAAAGGAGUGUGACGUUGUACAUGUUAAAUCAAUGACCAACUUGUCUUUGUCCUGGCUCUAUUUCUUCAAUUAUUAUGUUAUAGUAAAAUGCCAAUACGUAUAUUGCAUUGAUCUUUCCAUAGAGUUUUAGGCCUCAAAACUUCUCAGUCGGCUGAAAGAAAAAUUCAAGUCUACACUGAUUUAGCUUGCAAUUAAAUUAUGUUUGUAAAACCUAACCUAAUGAGGGAUUCUGGAACUAUUAGGUUGGAAACUAAGUGAUUGCGGAUUUUGUCAUUACCACCUAAUGACAAAAUCCGCAAUCACUUAGUUGCCAAGCAAUAAUAGGCAACAUUUUCUCACUGCCAGAAAAAAAUUAAACUAAACUUAAUUCAGGAUGUUGUUUGCAGAAUUAUUUUCAAUUCUUACAAUUAUUUCAAAUUCAAUGGUGUAUUUUUAAAACCUAUCAAAUCACGUAUUCGUAGUAUUCUGAUCUAGUAGCAACAUGAUCUGAACAAAGUUAAAAGCGAUUGCAGAUUUUUUUCAGUUAUCUAAUCCAGAUUCAUUUCAGUUCAAAGAAAUCUUAUUUUUAUUUACUCGGUUUUUAAGGGGAAUUCGUGUUAUGUGAUGUCAGAUGUACGCGAUUCUCGUUAAUCUCGCUGGCCGACAUUAGAUAAGUGGAAACUUCUGUCGGUCGUUGUUCUUUCUGGCGUUAUCAGCGUGCAACAAGAGAGUGCGGCACGCGCGAGUCAAGUGUUGCGUUUUAAACGCGCACGCUGUUCAACGUGAAGUGAGCGCGAGAAAUAGCGUCGCCAUUUUGUUAGCCGAAAUGCAUGCCACACUUUUCAAACAACUUCCAUUUCCUGCAAAUUUCGAAAUUUCUUCCGUAUUCCAAAAAUAAUGAAUUUUUUUUUUAAUUAUUUUUGUUAAUGCUUAGAAUCAUAGAAAAAUACGAAAUUACAAACUGGAAGGCGAUUGCUGUUCGUUACACUAAAAUCUAAAGAUCCGAGCUUUGUGUUACGUGCAUUGCAGAUUAAGAAAAAAUUGUACUCUUGUUAGGAAAAGCAAGAGAUAAUGAGAUGGGUGGAAGCUUUCGAGAAAAAUAUUGGAAUCAGAAUAGCGAAGUAGCUGUGGAAGCGCUCCCUUGUAGGAAUUCCAAAUCGAAGCUGGGAAAGUAGGUGGAAAUGGAAAAGGCUGUCGAAAAGAGUUAAUGGCUGGACGAGAACGACUUUCUACCAAAUUGAUCCAACUUCGUAUUCUCAGCCUUCAUCCACUUUUCCUUGAAUAUUUUAGUACGUAAAACAUUCGUGCAGCAUUUGAAGACGUAGGAUUUACAUCUUCUGAUAUUGGAUUGGCAACUAAGUGAUUGCGGAUUUUGUCAUUAGGUGGCGUUAGGUUGAGGUUAGGUUGGAGUUAAGUUGACAAAAUCCACAAUCACUUAGUUGCCAACCCCAUAGAAUGCACAUGUUUAAAAAAAUACAGUAUCGGUAGUUAAGGGAAUAGAAUAAUUCUACAGAAAAAUAUUUGCAAUCCUCCAUAGAGAAAAAAGUGGAAGAUAGGUUUAUUUGGAAAGAGAAGUAGUUUGGAAAAUGUUGAACUAGAAGCAAUGCUGCAAAUAAAAGCUUGUAUAAAGGUAUUAAAAUGUAAGUGUGUAUGGGAAACACUAAAAUUGGCUAGAACUUGAAUUGGAUAAAGAUAUUUAAAGAAACAAAAGGAAAAAUACGUGAGAAUAUUGAAAUGUUGGGUUGGCAAUACCACCUAGUGACAAAAUCCGCAAUCACUUAGCUGCAAUAGAAAGAAACAAUCGAGAUACGUAACAGGGGAAUUUUCAAAUGAUACCAACGUCAAUCUGGAUCUUCUCUGCUUUACGUGAUGCGUAAAAAAAUUUUGGCGAGUGCUUAUCGUAAAAAUCUGGAAGAAAGUUCGCUUCAGUAGCUACCUUCGUAUCAAGGACAGGCAAUUUGUCAAGAUUGCGACCUUCGCACAUAAACUCUGAUCGAUCUUGGCGCAAUGGAAUCAAUCAUUUAGCAGGCUAAACUCGUAGUACGUACGCGUCGAAGGUUGACAUUUCACUGAACGUUUCUUGGACGAUAGACACAUGAUUCUUUAGAAAUUGUUGAGAUAUGUAUAAUUUUCUGUGCUGGACUGGGUUAAAUGCGUAGUAGAGAUACUUGUAUGUGAAUAUCAGUGUGUGGAAGUAUGUGUGUGCGCAGCGUCUCGAAAACAAAGGAAUGUAAACUGUUCAGUCGGUUAACUGGAAGAAAGUGCUGAGACACGUGCAAAUGUGUAUCGAUGAAUAUAUAAGGAAUCGUCCAUGAAAUAAAUAUAUCAUUAUUUUAAUAUUAAUCCUCAGUAUAAAUUUAGUGUUCCUAUAACAUUAUUUCGGCUUCAAAGAUCCACAAUUUUCAACAGAAAUAAUACACAUACCGGAAAUUUAUAAAGCGUCAGAACAAUGAACAAUGAAGCAUUGUUUGUAGAUUCUAAAAGCAAAAUUCCUUAAAUUAAACAACAAUGAUUAACGAAAUCAUCUCAAUAUCCUAACUCUGCUUGCUAAUUCAAUAUUCAAUCCUUUGUUCAAUCAUUCCUAAGAUUACCCAAAUAAUGCAAAUAAUCUCAACUAUGCAGAAAGGUUACAUUAGAAACUAUCUACUAGUCAAAACGACUAAUUUAAAUUCAUAAAGUCUUACAGAAAUUUUGUAGAAAUUGUUCAGAUGUGGUUAGAGGCUUGCUUUCUCCAUUGCUUCCAUUCUGAUUUUUUUCAUACAUAUUUCACUUCCAAUUGUGUUACAUUAAUUUUGAUAUUAAUUCUUCUCGUCGUUAUUUGAAAAGUUUUCUCUAGAAAUAAAUACACAUACGUACAAUACGUACAUACAUACGUGUACUACAUACAUUUUCCACUCAACUGGUUGAAUUAUUAUAAAAUUUUGAUUUGUUUUGUAAAGGUUCUUUAGGAUCCUGUUAGAAACGAUCGAAACGUAGCUAAUUUUAGGUUAGGUAGAUUUACUUAUCGUCUUAUCUUUCUCAGAAAGUUGCUCGAUUACGAUUGAGAAAUCCAUUCGUAUCAGCACAAAAGUUCGUAUGAGCCGCGUUUGUACUUGUCAACUGCUCGAACGACAUGUCAUCUUUAGCACGAGACGCGAUAUUCAUCACAAGGACUCGCGUUAGAAUCGUAGCGGUUAGCAGCGGCCAUUGAAUCGAUACAAAUGGCGCCGGUAAAAGUGCGGUUUUUGAGUGGUGGCGUGACAUUACACUCGUGUGUAUCGUUUCAAGAAACAGAUACUUGUGCGAGUCCCGUCUCUAUCUGGGUAUAUGGUAUACCUAGAACGACAGGAGGAGCGGCAGAGACACCUCGGGUUUGAUUUACAACGGCCAUUCAGUGACGGCAAAAACGCACUCACGAUGCAUCUGAGAACAGCUAUGGAACGUGACAGGAACACCGAGCAUGGUCGUGCGUUAGACCGUUUGAAAAGCGUGAAAUUAUUAGCUUGCUGCAUACGAGAUGUCAUUUCUACGACGCUUGAAUUUAGCGGGCCGAUACUAUGAAUUCAGUUUUGUCUUAUCUUCGAUCAUUAUCGCUAGAAUGUUGAUAAACACUUAGAUUUUGAUAACUACGUUUUUUAAUACGUCGUUUAAUAUCUGUUGAAGCUAUACAGGCUGUGAAUGCCGUGUAAAAUGUGAUUUACAUUUUGUGACAUAAAAAUGGCGAUAGAGUCUUAUAUUUAACGACGCUACUUAAGAAACUCUCUUUCAUAUUAUUCCUCUGCUUGUCGAGAUGAAUGUUGGAUAAAAAGGGAGUUUCACACAGGAAAUAAAAAUCACCCUUUUUUCUUUUGUUCCAAGUCUCCUUCGUUCUGUAAUUUGCAGCUGUUCUAUUCUACUUGCCCCAUGAAGAAUAUUAUCGUGGAUAUGUAGUUCAUCUUGAACCAUUCAUCGUUUUCCUGUUUCAUUUUUUUCCUUACGCUUAUCGUUUACGAGAAAAACGCUGGGAAGAAAUAGCAUAAAUGCCCUACACAUAGAAUUCGAAUGGCUUCUAACAAAAAUUUCCAAGAAACCAAAAUUUCCAUCGAUAUCUCGAAAAUGUACACAAAGACGUAAUUUUAACAAUUUUUACGUACUCCAUAAGCAUCUCAGGUGCUGUAAAAAAAUUUGCAAUUAUCGAGCUCCAGUACUAUUUUCAGAUAAGUACGUACUUUCUCCAGCGUGGGAAAUUAGUGAAAAACUCGACGACCUUGUAACCGGUUCAUCUCGCUUGUCCUAACCCUGAUUUAAUCAAGCUUACACCGCCAUUACAAUAUUAAGUAGAUUGGAUCGCUUGCAAUGAUAUCAUAAUGAUAACGCACGGUCCUUUCACUUUGACACUCUCUCGUACGACAAUUGCUUCAUCCGCUCGUAUUGGCUAGCCGAGUUAAACAGUUGCCUCGACCAGACGCAAUGGCGUUAUUUUAAUCUCUAUACUUUUUUAAAAAUCCUGGUCAUUCCAUUUUUUCUUAUUCCCGUAAUUAGUUGCUGUCGUUGGUAGAAGAUCAUAUGUAUCUUGUUUCUAUCUUUGUCAUAUUCUUUAAUUGAUACGUAUGAAUUUGUUGAUAUUAGACCUUGGUCUUAAAUCAAAUGGCCGAUUUUCGCUAACGAACGAAAUGAUUGCAAUUUAAUUCCAAGAAGCGGAUAAAAAUAAAGUAAAAAAUACUACAAUAUAUUCUACACCAAUAAUCUUAAAUCUUGGCAUAUCUUAGGACAUUAAUAAAAAAAAAAACAAAAAAAUAACAAUAA